AUGGCUCUGACAAAGUGUAUGAGGUCCGAGAACAUCAUGUUGACAAUGUUGAUACCUGGUCCAACCGCACCUAGCAACAACAUUGAUGUAUAUCUACAGCCAUUGAUAGAGGACUUGCAUGAUUUGUGGACAGAAGGUAUGGAAGUUUAUGAUUUGUUUAAGAAGGAGAGUUUUGCACUUAGAGCUAUGAUGAUGUGGAGUAUCACCGAUUAUCCUGGUUUAGGCACAUUAGCUGGGUGUAAAUUGAAAGGGAAGCAACCGUGUAAUGUUUGCGGGAAUGGUACACCUCAUAGGUGGCUAAAGUUUAGUCGCAAACAUGUUUACAUGGAGAACAGGAAGCGGCUCAGGCCUAGUCAUCCUUAUAGAAGAAGAAAAGGAUGGUUUGACAAUACAGUGGAGGUUGGUACUGCAAAGAGGAUUCAGAGUGGCUGCGAUAUAUUUGACAGUCUUAAGGACUUUAAAAACGAUUUUGGGAAACCUUUACCUAAGAAGAGUAAGCGGAAAAGGAUAGAAGGAGGUGAAGAUGAUGUUCUUUCAGCUGACGACUGUGAGGAAGAUGAUGAUCUGUGGCGGUGGAAGAAAAAAUCUAUUUUCUUUGACUUACCUUAUUGGAAGGAUAUGCUUGUGAGGCAUAACAUCGACGUCAUGCACGUCAAGAAGAACGUGUCUGAUGCGCUGUUGUCUAUACUGAUGCAUAGUGCGAAAUCUAAGGAUGGACUGAAAGCAAGAAAGGAUUUAGAAGAGAUGGCUAAAUGUGUCUCACUGGAUCCUCCUUCUAUUGGCGGCAUGAAGUCACAUGAUCAUCAUGUUCUUAUGCAGAAUCUCUUACCAGUAGCGUUGAGAGGUUUACUUCCAAAAGGACCUCGGAUAGCAGUGACUCGCAUAUGCAAUUUCUUCAACAGACUCUGCCAACACAUUCUUGAUCCAGAGAUGCUACUUGCACUAGAAACAGAGAUUGUGGAGACAAUGUGCCAGCUAGAGAGAUUCUUCCCACCUGCAUUAUUUGAUAUCAUGUUUCACCUUCCACUGCAUCUGGCAAGAGAAGCACGCUUGGGUGGCCCUGUUCACUUCAGGUGGAUGUACCCAUUCGAGAGGUAUAUGAAGACACUUAAGGCAUAUGUGAAGAAUUUUGCAAGACCUGAAGCUUGUAUGGCCGAGGGAUAUCUUGCUGUCUUGGAUCCUUAUGUUCAGAUGCACUUAGAAGAACUACAAGCUACUAAUGCAAAAUGCGCAAGAAAUGGAACUGUCUUAUGGAAAUGCCAUACAGAUAGGUUAUCAAACUGGAUAAAAGAGAAGAUCCCUAAUAACCCAAAGAAGCAUUCACAAAGGCACAGAUGGCUUGCUUUUGGACCUAGAAAUGUUGCACACACGUACAAGGGAUUUAUAAUUAAUGGACAUCGUUACCAGACGGAAGAUGUUAAGCGGAAGACUCAGAACAGUGGGGUUACAAAUGAAGCAUUCUCCAUGUGCAGAGCUAGUGCCAAAGAUGCGAACCAACAGGCAGACAUGGUAGCAUACUUUGGAGUCAUUCAGGAGAUCAUAUUGCUUGACUACCACAAGUUUGAGUCAUCAUUUGUUAAUGAUCCUUACAUUCUGCCUUCUCAAGCUAAACAAGUCUUCUACUCUAGAGAAGAUGACAGCUCACCUUGGUAUGUUGUUAUGAGAGAACCACCUAGAGGAUACCAUGAGUUAGAGACUGGAGAGGAAGUUAGUUCUGCACCCGUAACAGUUGAGCAUGAAGAAGAUACUGGAGAUCAAGCAUCUGAUGAUGAGAGUUUUUGUGUUAGGAAUGAUUGUGAGGGUGUUUUUAUAUAUGAGUAA
Molecule: messenger RNA, 1821 nt
Organism: Brassica napus (rape)
Lineage: Eukaryota; Viridiplantae; Streptophyta; Magnoliopsida; Brassicales; Brassicaceae
Exons: 8
Coding region: 1-1821 (606 amino acids)
Source: RefSeq, a predicted model, not a curated record